This is a messenger RNA of Symbiodinium pilosum, 2259 nucleotides long. NCBI's taxonomy places the organism in Eukaryota, Dinophyceae, Suessiales, Symbiodiniaceae. The record is from the annotation of a GenBank genome assembly.
AUGAGCGAGACCUGCUGCGCAGCCUUUCUGCGACGUGUGGAAAAUGGUCGACGGACGCGCAUACGCACCGCCGCAGACGGCCCGCUGAACCCAGGGGAGGCUUUACAACGCUUGCGGGACGGCAACGAGCGAUUCGCUACAGGGCGAGCCAAGCAUGUGCCCACGAGCGCUGCAAUGAGACAAGAUCUCUUCGAUCAGGGCCAGUCGCCGCACUCCGCCAUUAUCGGCUGCGCAGACUCGAGAGCCCCCUUAGAGACCAUCUUUGACGCAAUGCCCGGAGACAUUUUCGCCCUGCGCAAUGCGGGCAACACUUGCACCCAUGCGGAGGGCAGCAUGGUCGGAAGCCUGGAGUUCUGCAGUGGUAUGCUGGGGACUCGGCUGAUUUUUGUGCUGGGACACACCAAGUGUGGCGCGGUUUACGGCGCGACCCAGGCAUAUUUCAACUCCCUGAAGGCAAAAAGCACUGGAGUCUCCUCAGCGCUGGAAGGCCUCCUUCAGGAUCUAGCUUCCGUGGCGGAGCAGGCUGCUGCGGACAUGGGCGCCAACACAGACCCUGAGGACGUGGCUUGCCAUGCUGUGCGGGUGAACGUUUUUCACACCAUCAAUUUCCUUCUCAAGUACAGCCACAUCAUCCGGGAGCGGGUGCUGAAUGAGCAGCUGGAAAUCCAGGGCGGCAUCUACAACUUGAGCACCGGCCGGGUGGAGUUCUUGGGCCGCUCCCCCGACCAGUCAGAGCUGCUGACCUCCAAGGUGGCCUUGCCUCCCUCCGUCACGGGCGUGAACCACCUGGCGGCACGCGGUUCCCAUGGCGUGCGUACGGCUGCUGAUGGUACGGUGUGCGCCAAGGACGCCCUGAGGCUGCUGGCAGAGGGCAACGAGCGAUUUGCCGUUGGCACUCCUCUGGCCCGCAGCGCCACUGCCAGCAUGCGCGAGGCCUUGGUGAACCACGGCCAGGCUCCUCAUACCGCCGUGAUGGGCUGUGCGGAUUCUCGCGCACCAUUGGAGACCAUCUUCGAUGCCAUGCCCGGGGACCUCUUUGUGCUCCGGAACGCCGGUAACACCUGCACCCAUGCAGAGGGUAGUAUGGUCGGCAGCCUGGAGUUCUGUGCCUCCAAGCUGGGCUCAAAAUUGAUCCUUGUCUUGGGCCACACUCAGUGUGGUGCCCUUGCCGGGGCAGUUCACACCCAUCUGAGUCAGAAGGACAAAGCUCGGACCGGCAAGCCGCCCAAUAGCGCACUGGCCGGGCUGUUGCAGGAGUUGUCAGGCGUUGCGCAGCAGGUGGAGGAAAGCCUGGGACCCCAGGCUGACACCAAGAUCUUCGUCGACCAUGCAAUCAAGGUGAAUGUGUUUCACUCCAUUGACUUCUUGCUCCGAUUCAGCCAGCCUCUUCGCGAGCUCGUGAAGACCGGUGGGCUGGAGAUCCAUGGGGGCAUCUAUCACCUUGAGAGCGGCCGAGUCGAGUUUUUGGGGCCUUCGCCGAAGCAGGCUGCACUCUUGGCUUCGGACAUCUCCCUGCCGCCCUCCAUGGCUUCGCUUCCCAUCCGAACAGCGUUGGAUGGGCCCACCAAGCCCGAGACUGCGCUACAGCUGCUGCGCGAGGGCAAUCAGCGCUUUGCUGUUGGUGCGCCCAUUUCUGGCAAGCUCAGCUCACAAAUGCGAAAGGCCCUGGUGAAGGACGGCCAGGCCCCCCACUCUGCUAUCAUUGGCUGUGCGGAUUCGCGGGCACCUUUGGAAACAGUCUUCGACGCCAUGCCCGGAGACAUCUUCGUGCUUCGCAAUGCUGGCAACACUUGCACCCAUGCCGAGGGUAGCAUCAUGGGGAGUCUGGAGUUCUCCAUCGGAGCCCUGAACACACAGCUCAUCCUCGUCCUGGGCCAUACGAGUUGCGGUGCCAUUCUGGGGGCCGCGAAGGCCUUUCUGCAGUCCAAGACGGCCGUGAAGACCAAGGUCAACAAGGCCCUCGAUGCGCUCCUUGAUGGCUUGAGCGUGGUGAUCUCGCAGGCUGCCGAAGAGCUCGGCUCCAACGCGAACGAAGAUAACAUUGUCAGCCAUGCUGUGAAGUUGAAUGUCUUCCAUACCAUUGAGUUCCUUCUUCAGAAGAGCGACCUUGUUCGCCAGAAGAUCGCGGACGGUGAGCUCGAGAUCCAGGGCGGCAUUUACGACCUGGAGAGUGGGCGCGUGGAGUUUUUGGGCCGGCAUCCCUUGCAUGCCACGUUUAUGGCCGAGAUCUCUGGAGAUGACAGGGAGCUGGGGGCUUGA